CUGGCUUCGGCGCACAUGGCUGCGCACAGGUACGCCGCUUGAAGCGAGCAUGGAGGUGCCCGCGGCGUGCCUCAAAUCCAUCUCGCAGCGCCUGUGUCGGUCUCGAGUAGGGUGUGUUUUGGCCUACUGCGGCAGAAGACGCCCCUGCGUACUCUACAGGCUCAGCAAUGUGAGGCACGCGCACGGAGCGCCAACACUGGGCGAGCAUCACACCGAAGUGCUGCUCUCCAACGAUCAAACACUCAAGUUGUCAGCGGGGCGCUUGGCCAAAUUUGCGGAUGGCUCCGCAGUCGCACAAAUCGGCGACACGUCGGUUAUGGUCACCGUAGUCAGCAAACACAAACCAUCCUCAUCGGCAUCCUUUUUACCUCUCGUGGUCGAUUACCGGCAGAAGGCCGCAGCUGCUGGCCGGAUACCGACUAACUUUCUGCGGAGAGAACUAGGUCCCACGGAAAAAGAAAUUUUGACCAGCAGAGUUAUUGAUCGAUCACUGAGGCCUCUAUUCCCUGCUGGCUAUUUCUACGAGACACAGCUGGUCUGCAACCUGCUUGCAGUGGACGGCAUCAAUGACCCCGACAUUGUAAGCCUUAAUGCAGCAUCAGCCGCACUGUCCCUCUCCGAUGUGCCUUGGAACGGGCCCAUUGGUGCUGUUCGUGUGGGCCUGAUCGAUGGCGAUAUAGUGAUCAACCCAACACGGCGGCAGAUGACGCAGAGUGUGCUCAACCUCGUCGUGGCUGGUGCUGAGCAUAACCAGGUUGUCAUGCUCGAAGCAUCGGCGGACAACGUGCUCCUCCAGGACUUCCAGAAGGCCAUCCGCUGCGGUGUCAAGGAGACGCAGCUCAUCAUCCGCCAGAUCAAGGAGUUCCAAAGUGUCUGCGGCCGGCCCAAGCGCACUGUGGAGAAGCUGUUUGUCCCUUCAGCAGAUCUCGUUGACGCUGCCAGGCUGUUGGCUGGCAUUCGUGUCCGAGAUAUACUGUCAGAUGCCAACCAUGACAAAGUUUCUCGAGACGAGGCCUUGAAUGCAGUAAAGGAGGACGUGAUUGAGAAGCUCCAAGAAAGCUUUCCAGGAACUGAGAGCUACCUGUUAAACGAAGCCUUCACAUCAGUAGUCAAAGAAACCUUUAGGCAGCAAGUUCUUACGAAUGAAGAAAGGUUUGACGGCCGAAGCCUAACAGCCUUGCGCGACAUAUCUUGUCAGAUUGACCUGUUCCAGCCACUUCAUGGGUCAGCCCUGUUCCAAAGAGGACAGACUCAGGUUCUCUGCACCGUUGCAUUCGAUUCCCUGCACUCAGUCCUGCGAUCGGAUCCUGUCUCGGUGAUCACAGGUGGAAUGAAGGAGAAGAACUUCAUGCUUCAUUAUGAGUUCCCAUCAUAUGCAACCAAUGAGAUUGGCCGGAGUGGACCCUCAGGAAGGAGAGAGCUUGGCCAUGGCGCGCUCGCCGAGAAUGCUCUUCGACCACUUGUGCCAAAGGAUUUUCCAUUUACCAUCAGACUGACCUCAGAGGUGCUUGAAUCGAAUGGGUCAUCAUCCAUGGCAAGCGUUUGCGGCGGGAGCCUUGCCCUGAUGGAUGCAGGAGUACCCAUCUCGGCAUCUGCGGCCGGCGUUGCCAUUGGUCUCGUCACUGUGCCAGAUCCGGAGCGUUCUUACGAGCUCGCUGACUAUCGGCUACUCACGGACAUCUUGGGCAUCGAGGACUAUCUGGGUGACAUGGACUUCAAGAUGGCCGGUACCAAGAAGGGCAUCACAGCGCUCCAGGCUGACAUCAAGAUUCCCGGGCUUCCUCUGAAAGUUGUCAUGGAGGCCAUUCAGCAGGCAACUGAAGGGAAGUCUGAGAUCCUCAAGAUCAUGAACGAAGUGAUCAGCAAGCCGAGGACUCUGAAAAAAGACAACUGGCCUGUCUCUGAGAGGUUAGAAGUUCCAGUGCAUCAGCGGGCACGCUUCGUUGGUCUCGGAGGUCACAACCUGAAGAAGCUGACUGCCGAAACAGGUGUUCAGCUGUCUGCAAUCGAUGACACUUGCUUCGAGAUGUUUGCUCCGAACCAGGAUGCCAUGAAUGAAGCAAAAGAGAUGGUGGAGCAGUUUCUCAAGGAAGAGCGUGAGCCAACUCUUGAGUUUGGAGCGGUGUACACGGCCAAGAUAGUUGAGAUCAGGGAGUCGGGCGUAAUGGUGACGCUGUACCCAACGAUGACUCCGACGCUUCUUCACAAUUCUCAGCUCGACCAGAGAAAGGUUAGCCAUCCAAGUGUCCUGGGUCUGGAAGAGGGCCAAGAGAUCACUGUCAAGUACUUUGGUCGCGAUCCUGUGAGCGGCAAGAUGCGGCUGUCACGCAAGGUUCUGCAAACUCCUCCAUCGAGCGUCAUAAGAAAUCUGUCCUGAGGUUGCGUGACGGCCAGAAGCUAGCGUACAUUGCCGGUGCUUCCUUCAUGGCCAGCUUUGCUCAUCUCCCUGUGCAGCAGCAGCAGCUGCCCACAGCUGUGUAAAUUGUCUCCACAGCAUCCUAAGUGAGAGCCUCUGAUAUAUAGAUGUAUAUAAGUCACUGUCAUAACAAAAAAAAGAAAACUGUAUAGGAAAUAAAAAUUGAUGCGCAUAA
Molecule: messenger RNA, 2591 nt
Organism: Dermacentor albipictus
Lineage: Eukaryota; Metazoa; Arthropoda; Arachnida; Ixodida; Ixodidae
Gene: PNPase
Product: polyribonucleotide nucleotidyltransferase 1
Biological process (GO): mitochondrial mRNA catabolic process; mitochondrial RNA 3'-end processing
Cellular component (GO): mitochondrion; cytosol
Molecular function (GO): 3'-5'-RNA exonuclease activity; polyribonucleotide nucleotidyltransferase activity; RNA binding
Source: RefSeq, a predicted model, not a curated record